UAAAUCUAGUGAGGGAGGAAAAGACCUCUGCUCCUUUGCGUUAGAGCUGAUAGUCUCUUAUCUGAGCAUCCGAGAAACACUCCCGUUAAUCGCACAUCAUUGCCGACGUCCUAAUGAUAGAAAGAGGAAAACGACUCUAGCUGUGAGACUAUCAGGAAAACGGAAACAUACCAGGAAAUUCAGUGGUAGAAGUUCUGAAUCAGAGACGGAAAGAUUAGUAUUUUUUUCUUUUUCUACCGACAGGCCAGUUUAAAACGAUCAAAAAUGACUAGACGGUCUUGUACCAUUUACGCCACAGGGAUUGUGUGCGCUCAUUUGCUCAUUUUGGGAAUCGCCCUUCUGCUGGCUCAAGUCUUCCAAACAAUGAUCCAAGAACGGAUAAAAAAGGAGAUCACGCUGGCUGAGAACAGCAGAGUAUUGGAUGGAUGGAUAAAUCCACCACCUCCUGUUUACAUGCAGUAUUUCUUCUUCAAUGUUACCAAUCCCGAUGAGUUCUUGGCGGGGAAGGAAAAGGCUAGAGUUACUCAGAUGGGGCCAUAUACCUACAGGGAAUAUCGACCAAGGGAAAAUGUGACUUAUCUUGAGAAUGGGACAAAAAUUUUUGCCACAAAUCCCAAGAGCUUUGUGUUUCUUCGCAACAUGUCAGCCGGAGAUCCUGAAGUUGACCGUGUGACAACCGUUAAUAUUCCAAUGAUUGCAGUGAUGAAUGAGUUAAACUCCUACUCCUUCUUUGUAAGGACAGCUGUAUCUAUGUAUAUGGGGUCCAUGGGCAUGGGCUUGUUUAUGAAUCGUACAGUUCAUGAGAUCCUGUGGGGUUUCAAAGAUCCACUGCUGACCAAACUCCACGCCAUGAGACCAGAAGUGGAUGAGCAUUUUGGCCUCAUGUACAAUAAAAACGGAACCCAUGAAGGUGAAUUUGUCUUCCACACUGGAGAGAAGAAUUACAUGAACUAUGGCAAGAUUGACACGUGGAACGGCAUCAGUCAGAUGAAUUGGUGGUCAUCUAACCAGAGCAACAUGAUCAAUGGUACUGAUGGCAGUGUCUUCCAUACCUUCCUGUCCAGAAAAGAGCUCCUCUACAUCUUUGCUGCUGAUCUUUGCCGAUCUAUUCAUUUGGGUUACGUGAGGGACAUGGAAGUUAAGGGCAUCCCGGCCUUCCGCUUCGCUCCUCCUUCUGAUGUACUGGCUCCUCCAGAUGAGAACCCGGCAAAUGCUGGCUUCUGUGUGCCUGCUGGAGACUGUCUAGGAAAAGGAGUCCUCAAAGUCAGCGUCUGUCGUCAAGGUGCACCCAUUGUUGUGUCAUUCCCUCAUUUCUACCAAGCUGAUGAGAGGUACAUCAAUGCCAUUGAAGGGAUGAGCCCAAAUGAGGAGGAACACGAAACAUACCUCGACAUCAACCCAACCACAGGGGUUCCCAUUCGAGCCUGUAAGAGAGCUCAACUCAACAUCAUACUGAAGAGAGUCCGUGGCUUCCCCAACACAAAAUUUCUCAAUGAGACAAUUUUCCCCAUUAUGUAUGUCAAUGAGACGGCAACUAUUGACGAUGAGUCUGCAGCUCAGAUGAGGAUGCUCCUGUUAAUUGUAACAGUGGUAUCCAACUUCCCAGUCAUCAUUUUGGCAUUGGGGGUCAUUUUACUUGUAGUCCUUAUAUUCCUCGUCUGCAGAAACCGCCAGAGAAAGAAUGAAGUAAAACGUAUUGAUUUUACUGAAGCUUUUCAUUCUUUUGCUACGACAAAAGAUGAAACCGCUUAUACCCAAGUGAGCAACCAAGCAGAGGAUUCGCCAGAGAACCGCAACAAUCAGCCUUUGAGGAAUGGAUCUUAUAUUGCCAUGUCGCCAGUGGAGGCACAAAAGUGUUGAUGAAGAUGACCGAUGAACUCUCACCUGAGGACAUUGUCUAUUCUGACCAUUUUUAAUGUGUUUUACUUUUCAUCGCAGCAGUCUUCUUUGGGGGCCAGUCACCACCUUUGGCUGAGGGUCACUUAUUUUACUAAAGACUUUUUUUGUUUUGUGUUUGUUUGUUCCCUUGAGCAUGGCCUUCUCAAACUGCCAUAUCAAAGCACCCAAUUCAGUUUUGUAGAACCAACUCUGGGUUUCCAGAGGCUUCCGUUGCCUAUUCCUCAGAGGCCUGAAACACACUCUUGCCUUUUUGAAAACACAAAUAUGCAUUGCAUGUUCACAGAGUCAUAAACCGUCUGAGCAUGAGUGUUCUGGAUGGGUGAAAAUACUGGGACCGCCUGUGCUCUUAAAGUGUUUCAAAUCUGUUCUCACACUACUGUAUACAGGUCAGCACAGGCAGAUCUCAACACAUCUCUUCAUAUGUCAAACCCUUUGAUAAUGAGCAGACAAAUGCAAACUGUUGAUUUCCCACCUCUUAAGAGCAUUAGGGAGCUAAAAGGUCUAAUAUGCUAACAAAAAACUGGGUCUUAUCCAGGAAUUUUGUGUGUGUGAGUGUGUGAGAGAGAGAUUGUAUAUAUGAGUGUGUUUGUAAUUAUAUAUGUGAGUAUUUCAGCAAGCAUGUCAGUGCUUGCAUACUUUUGUCACAUUGUGGUGAACUGCUCUGUUGGCUCACUGUUUGAACGACGCAGUGUGACAGCAAGUGGAAAAAACCUAGUGACUUCAACAGUCCUCUCUAUUUCAGUGUCUAAAUUACAUUCAUUGGGAUGUCAAACAUUUCAGCUGUUACAAAAGGUCAGAAAGAUAUUGUAUUGCAUAAAUCGCUUAGUAUUUUAUAAUGAACAAACAAUACUCACAAGUGAGACUUGAAUAUUUCUGCCUUACAAAUACUUAAGAACACAACGCGGUUCUGCUGCAUGGCAUUGGCAGGUGGAACUAGAUGAAAUGCCAACGAAACACCUCUGUUCUGUCAUAGUGAGAGCACAAAUAUUGGAUUAGACCCAUGGUCUAAUCGUAGCAGAGGGGGUUAAAGGUCAGCGAGUUUUGAGCAGUAAAGUUUGCACAAUUCUUUUCUGUGCAAGUUCAAUUUAUAUUAACCCUCUGUGGGUGAAAGACCUAGCACUUGAAUCACUACUUGUGUCUGUUGCUUUUUGUCCUUGAUGUUCGUCGCCUUAAAUGAAUUGAGGCCAUGUUUUAAGUCAACUUGAACAGGAUGUAUUAACUGCAUACUUCACAAAAUAUCACUAAGGAUAAGUCAUCACAUGUUGUCCAAAUAGAUGAAUCUGUCUGAAGUUGACAUAAUGUUUGUGUAUGUAUGGAUGUCUAAAUUAUUCCAGUUUUGGUGGAAAAUUCUGGAAUGAUUGACCUUUUGUUACUUAAUGUAAAUCAUCUGUUACCUACUGUGACCACGGUUUUGGUGGCUUGCAGUGCACAUUGUUGCGUAUUUGCCUGUGCCAUGGUUUUGCUUAUCCUAAAGAUUUAGAUUUAAACUGGAAACACUGCAUUUGCAGUGUCUUAUGCAGCUAAACUAAAAACUGAGGGAAAGUAGUUCAAGAUUUUGUGGAGUUUAACGGUCCAUUACAUUGACUCUCAGCGAGUAACACAUUUUUCAGCCCAAUUAGUAUAUACAUUUACAUAAAAAUGGUCUUUUCAGCACUGAGACUGACAAAGACAAACUGGACCAUUGAGUUGUAAGGUGGUUAAAUGUAACGUGACUUCAGUAUGAACGAUUUGUUAACCUGAGCCAUUUCUGUACAGUUCUCUGUCCAGAUUCCUUUAUAGUGACUUUUGCCCCUGUGCGCUUGACCAAAGAUUACACUGGGUUGGUAGAUAACUGGUUUGUUUGCUUUCCUCACAGCUGUAGUGCCAUUGAUUUUACCAUUUACACAAGCAUUAGAACCUCAUUGCUUACAAGGGCAUUUAAGUAAAAAAAAAAAUCUGAAAAUAUUUUCCAUAGUGUAUUAUGUGAGUUCAUAAUGUUUAAUAACGCAGAGAAAAUAAAAUGUUGCCACAGUGUGCAAAGAAACUCUCAGUAUUAUGUAUUUACACAGCAAUACAAUAUGUAAAAAGCAAAUUUUAUAAUGAAGUAAAAAGGUUUUGUAAUCAGACAGACAAAUAUUUAUGUAUAUAUUUGUGCAUUUCUGAAUUUAUAACAUUUUUUUCUUUUGUCUUAUUCAUUUUCUGUUUUUUUUUUUUGUUUAGUUUUUUAGUAUUACAUUGGAAUAUUACAAAAUGGGGUCAUCAAGGACAUUUCUCUUUAUUUAAAAAAAAAAAUCCUUACCUAGUACCAAGUGAAUAUUGUUUUAAAUUCAAGAUGGAACGGUGUAUAUGCUUUGUAAACACUUUGAUGGCAAAAGGCCGAUGUUGUAUUUGUGGGGUGUGAGCCUAUGAUGUGCAGUGAUCUCCUGUUAUACAGCUCAAACGAUCAACACUGUUUGUCCAACUGGAAAAACAAAGGGAAGGCUGAGUGUCUUUGAGUUCCUUAUUUAUAGAUUGCCAUAGUGCCAUGUUGGGUACAAGGGAAAUUUCCAUUUGCAAUCUAAUCUUUUUUUUCUUAGAUGAAUGAUGCCCUCCUUCAGGAAUGAACUUUUAGUGCCAUGCCAUCCUUGUUUAUUUCACUUGCUUUAUUAGCAACAUGUUUAAGCUGUGUACAGUUUUUUUUUUUCUUCUUCCUCUGUCAAGCCUGCAUUUUAGGGCUGCAAUUACAAACAAUUUUGCAUUACAUCUUUGAGGGUGGUCUUAAAACACUGAAUAUUUCACAAUGUCCUCUUGAGAUGCAUUGCAUUUUUUUUUCUUUUUUUUUUUGCUGCUGCUGAGAAUGACAAUCCCUAUGUCAUAUUAGGUGCAAAAUCAU
Messenger RNA from Danio aesculapii, 4750 nucleotides. RefSeq names its product scavenger receptor class B, member 2a (gene scarb2a). Gene Ontology annotation, biological process: protein targeting to lysosome; receptor-mediated endocytosis. The record is from RefSeq and is a predicted model, not a curated record. Bases 265 to 1860 code for a protein of 531 amino acids. Lineage: Eukaryota; Metazoa; Chordata; Actinopteri; Cypriniformes; Danionidae. Gene Ontology annotation, cellular component: membrane; lysosome; cytoplasm. Gene Ontology annotation, molecular function: scavenger receptor activity. The transcript has 13 exons.